This is a messenger RNA of Microdochium trichocladiopsis, 1043 nucleotides long. RefSeq lists its product as uncharacterized. Lineage: Eukaryota; Fungi; Ascomycota; Sordariomycetes; Xylariales; Microdochiaceae. The record is from RefSeq and is a predicted model, not a curated record. The transcript is spliced from 2 exons. The coding region runs from base 257 to 1003 and encodes 248 amino acids.
UUGCGUCACAUCUCCCCUGGUCAUGGAGAUGCCAGAGGAACUCAGUUUGUCAAGAGGCCUGGGCGCCGCAGGCAAAGUGGGGCGACUUGCGACGCGCUUUGGAGCUCCAUCAUUCGUGAUUCUGCCUACGACACCUCUCCUUUGCAACUCAGACUUCAUUCCAACACAAAGUCACACCGACACUUCUGCCUCAAUGGAGGGCGUCUGUCGCGCGCUCGAUGCACACGGCUGAUACCGUGCGAGAGUCCCCAGGAUCAUGGCCUUCAAAGUACCGCACAUCUCACAGGCAGAGAUCGCUGCUUUCCACGACGCACACUUUUCGCCUACUGCCUUGAACCACUUCACGGUGGACUUCCUCCCUUCUGUGGCAGCGGAGCACUCUCGAGAAUUCCACGACAGCAAAUCUCUGCAAUACGUGCAGCAUCUCGGGGAUGAUCUAGAAUGGGAUGACGAGUACGAGGAUGAUGGCCUUGGCUACUAUCCUGAUGGCGUCAAACGCACCCUAACUGAUGAGCAAAUUGAGAUUUUCCGACACUCUGAGCUUGAGGCAUUGCGACGUGCCGAUGACAAAGCCACAAAGCUUCGAGACGAAUCUGCCAGACUCCUCGAGCUUGCACGCCAUGCUGAUGCCGAAACCGAUGGCGACUUCAGUGAAACAGUUCCGAAAGAUCACCGAGUGGCUACCAGCGGGACUUGCGCGGCGAUUGUCGAUCUCUCAUCCGAACCACAAUCUGGAAGCGAGGAUGGCGAAUGUGAGGACGACAACAGUACCCAGUCGAUGACGGAGGCUGAGGCCAAGCGCCUGAAGAAGAAGCGCGCACGCCAACGCAAGAAGGAGAAGAACAAAAAAUUCCAUCCAGAGCCCAAAGUAGACCUGCGCAAGAGAACCUGGGACGUCGUGGACGCUGGUAUGGACAGCCUCGACUAUGAUGAGCGCGAAAACGAUCACGCCAAGCAGUUAGGACUCGCUUCCAAAAGACGGCAGAUCUCAUACGACGACUGAAACCUCCCGCACGAGCAUCUGGCAAAGUACUCUGCGGUGA